ACUUUAUUGACACCGGGCGACGAGCGGGAGGCGACGAGGCUGCGGUUUACUCGCUGCCGGCAGGUUAACUCCCCCACUGUUUUCACUUAAAGCGGGUGUCAGAGUUUGUGUACUAUGUGCAGCAGUUGUUUAAGGUCUCCCCCCGAUCACCGCCGGCUGCAGUAGUCGGGGUUCCGGGGGCCUCCCUCCCUCCGUCUCUCCGUCUCCCCCUCUCCCCCUCACCCCCUCAGUCCGCGGCGGGCGGGCGGGCGGGUGGGGCAGCAGCGGACGCCGCCAUCAUGAGGUACAACAUGAGGGAGCUGCUGUGUCUAUCCAAGCAACCGGCGGAGAAAGCUGCCGAGCUCACCAUGAGGGGGCCGAAGCGCAGCGACGUUGCAAAAUGUCGGCUCGUGAAACUAGUUGUCAACUUCCUUUUCUACUUCAGAAUUGAUGAAGAGGAGCCCGUUGGUGCCUUGUUACUUGAGCAGUGUAAAAUCCAAAAGGAAGAUGACAUUGGCUUCUCAUUAGUAUUUGUAGAUGAGCCAGAAAGAAAAUAUUCAUUUAUGUGUGACACUAAAGAAGAAUGUGAGGAGUGGAUUGAAGCUUUGACAAAAGCUAGCUAUGAAUACAUGCGGAAAAGUUUAAUUUUUUACCGAAAUGAAAUUAAAGAAAUAACUGGAAAAGAUCCACUGGAACAGUAUGGAAUUUCAGAAGAAACAAGAUUUCAAACCAGAUCAUAGAGACUGUAUUCAAAGGGUACUGUGAUUUCAGAUGAUUCUUUUGGACCUCUUGCAUUUUCCUACCAUAUUGUUCUUUCAGCUUUCCCACACCAUGAUGUUUUUUAGUCAGUGAAUUUGUGUGCAUGUGGUGUAAAGUAUGUGGGGUGGGGGGGGGGGGGGGGGGGGGGGGGGGGAGAAGAGAGAGAAUGCAGCGGUGGUGGAGUUGGGAUGCAAGAGAUUGUAAUUUAACAUUUAUAAAUAACUUGAAUUGGGUCUAUUUAUUAUGUACUUUUUUUUCUAAAUGUUGAUGUUUGCAUGAGAUGUUUUUGGGUUUCCUUAACACAAUGGACUCUGAACUUUAAACAUUUCUGUUGGUUUCAUUGAUUUUUGGCUGGUUGCUCAAUUAAAAAUAAUUAUUCUGACUUGGUGAA
Molecule: messenger RNA, 1129 nt
Organism: Amblyraja radiata (thorny skate)
Lineage: Eukaryota; Metazoa; Chordata; Chondrichthyes; Rajiformes; Rajidae
Gene: plekhj1
Product: pleckstrin homology domain containing, family J member 1
Exons: 7
Coding region: 279-719 (146 amino acids)
Biological process (GO): receptor recycling; endosome organization; retrograde transport, endosome to Golgi
Cellular component (GO): recycling endosome; early endosome; trans-Golgi network
Source: RefSeq, a predicted model, not a curated record